CAAAAUCAACAAUUCUAUCAUUGGAUAUGUUUGUGUAUAUAUAUAAAGGAUUGAAUUAAGUGAUCUAUUGCCAGUGACUGUCCAAUGUGAUAAGGACCUUAUUAAUAUGUAGUGAAAUCGAAGACUUCGAAAAACAUUUUAUAUUAUUAACAGUUUGUAAUUAAAAAAAUAUCAAGAGAACAAGGCAUGAAGGUUGCAUUAGCAUUAUUGUGCCUUUGUAGCACAGUGUGGGCUAGUACGAAACCAAUUGCGAUUCCAGAUUGUAUACUCGCAGCAUCCAACGGUUAUGCUUAUCCACCACCGGAAGUCCAGCUUUCAGUGACUCCUGCCAGAGCUAAAUAUAAAUUAUCAAGCCAAUCAGAUGGCGGAUAUCUAAAUGUUGAUACGRUAAAAUCCUCCGAAUCUUAUUACGAGAGUGGAGCUGGUGAAAAACUACUACAAAUAUCCGCAAAUGCAGCAAUAAAGGAGGGAGGUAUUACAUAUGCAGACCAACCGCUCAAAACGCCGGGUAUUUUACAACCCCAAAUUGCUAUUUCAAAAACCGUUCUUCUACCGCCAAAGGUGGAAACGAUCUCUAAUGCKUAUUUACCGCCAGCCGCUAAUAUCGUGCCAAAACUUGCAUUAACUUCACCGGGGUUAUCAAAAUCGUAUGCCACAUUACCCAGUAUACAAUUACAAAGUUUGUCUGCGCCAACUAUUUCAAAAAGUGCUGCAUAUGAGUCAUCUGGUUAUUCUUACUACCAGUCCAGCCCAACAAUUUCGAAAACCACUGCGUAUGUUAAUCCACUACAGACUGGGCCUAUAAGAUCAUAUGCACCAGCAAUAUCCUAUAGCGCUCCUUACACAGAAAAAUUAGGAAAUUCGUUAGCCUCGGUAUCAUUAACGAAUUUGGAAGGUAACUUGUUGGCCGAAAAAACGUCCCAUCCACUUGGCUCCUACUCGUACGCGCCGAAGCUUGCAAGCACAUAUAUUUCAACCGCUCCGUCUUCAGCAGGAUAUCAAUCCCAAUAUCUAACAUCUUCCGAAGAUUUCUCUAAAUAUAGSACAGGUGGAGGGAUCUCUCACCAAUAUGUUUCGAAACCUAUUCAACAAAUUAGCGUCGGCCUUCCGGCUCCCCCUAAAAUAUCUACAGUUGUAGCGCCAGUAGUCUCUAAAGUGCAAUCUUACGUCGCACCAGCAGUUCUCUCUAGUGCCGGUUUCUCAAAGUACGGAACAAGUGGUGCCUAUUCGCAUCAACAGAACUCACAGCCUGUGCAAUCUACAUCGUACGCACCAGCCAUUGCGCAAUAUCCCACCGCUGGUGCUUCUCUAAGCGUUGGCAGCAGUGUUGUUUCACAACCUCUACAAUCUGUCGGUUAUAUUAGUCCUGGUGUACAAAAGGUGGCCACUAUAGCAACACCAUUAGUAGCGCCGGCAGUAACUCCGAUAGGUUAUGCAGCCCCAUCCAUUUCAUCUAUUCAUUCCGGAUCUCAAUCUGUAAAGUAUGCAAGUGGUGGCGCAGUUUCGCACCAAUAUGUUUCAAAACCGUUACAAACAGUAAGCUACCAGGCCGCACCUAUAGCAAAAGUGCCGACUGUUGCUAUUCCAACUCUAUCAAAAGUCGAAACUUACGCUGCACCCACAUUAACAAAAUAUCCUUCUGGAAUUGGAAUUUCUAAGCUUGGCGGUUAUGGAGCCUCUACUAUUACACAAUAUACAUCAGGUCAUGGAAUUUCUAGCGGUGCAAUUUCCCAACAGCAAGUUUCUAAACCUUUACAGCCACUUACUUACUCAGCUCCGGCACCAGUUGUUACACCGGCUGUUACACAAUACUCAACAGGCUCCGGUUUAUCAUCCAUACAUUCAGGAUCACAAUCUGUAAAAUAUUCCGGUGGUGGUGCAGUUUCGCAUCAGUAUGUCUCGAAACCAGUGCAGACUGUGAGCUAUGCUGCUGCACCAAUUGCUAAAAUCCCGACUGCUAGCAUUCCGGUUCUCAGUAAAGUUGAAACUUAUGCCUCGCCCUCUAUUACUCAGUAUUCUUCCGGUUUGGGAGUUUCCAAAUAUGGCAGCUAUGCAGCACCCACCAUUUCUCARAUUUCUUCAGGUCACGGACUUUCCAGUGGUGCCACCUCUCAUCAACAAGUCCUUAGACCGGUGCAAACAUUAACUUACACCGCACCUGCAGCACCCAAAGUUGCUGUCAUUAAACCUAUUUUACAACCAGCACUAACUUCUAUUCCUACGGGUGUUCAAUCUGUCAAGUAUGAAAACAGUGGUGCAGUUUCGCAUCAAUACGUUUCGAAGCCUUUAAAUACUGUAAAUUACGUCGCAACGCCAGUAGCUAAAGUGGCACCGGUUGCGGUCCCGGCUAUUGCCGUCCCCUCACCCACCCAAUAUUCAUCUAGUCAAGGUUUAUCGAAAUCUAUAAACUAUGCAACUCCAGCUGUAACAUCUAUUAGCGGUGGCAGUUAUGCUUCUUACGGUUCGUCUGGUGCUAUAUCGCACCAGCACGUUUCCAAGCCUCUACAAUCAGUUACAUAUUCAGCUCCUUCAAUAACUAAGAUCUCUGCGGCGGCACCAAUUGUGACACCUGUCUUAACACAGUAUGCUUCGGGCACUGGAUUAACUUCACUACACACAGGUUCGCAAUCGGUCAAAUACGAAAAUGGUGGCGCUGUUUCACAUCAAUAUGUAUCCAAACCAGUGCAAACAGUGAACUAUGCAYCUGCUCCAAUUGCAAAAGUAYCUACGCUUGCCGUUCCAGCAAUAGCUAAAGUGGCCACUUAUGCGACUCCUGCAGUAACACAAYAUUCAUCAGCCYAUGGCAUAUCAAGUUCAUUGGGCUCUGGUCUAACAUCGAUAAGUUCCGGUUUGCAAUCCAUUAAAUAUGGAGGCAGUGGUUCAAUUUCCCAACAUGGUACCUACGCUACUGUCCCAGCCAUUCCUUCCAUUUCCUCAGGAGGAGCUAUAUCACAGCAGCAUACCCAAUACACUUCUGGAUCGGGCUUAACGUCUUUGCAGUCAGGAUUACAGUCAGUGAAAUAUGCAAGUGGUGGUGCAGUUUCACAUCAGUACGUAUCCCAGCCUGUGAAGACUGUAGGUUAUGCGCCAGCACCUGUGGCGAAAGUUGCGACUGUCGCUGCUCCUGCCAUUGCUAUACCCGCCGUGGGAAAGGUCGGAGUCUACAGCGCACCUGCUAUCACGCAAUAUUCAUCCGGUCUCGGUAUAACAAGUGGAGCUGUGUCACAACCGUUGACUUAUGCAUCCCCAGCAAUAACGAAAGUCGCCGCCGUAGCGCCUAUAGUAACACCCGCUCUUACUCAAUAUACUUCAGGCUCAGGUUCACAGUCCGUAAAAUAUGCAAGUGAUGGCGCAGUUUCUCACCAGUAUGUAUCGAAACCUGUCGUAAGUUAUGGAUCAGCACCUGUGGCAAAAGUAGCAGCAGUUGCUGUUCCCUCCGUUGCAAAGGUUGGCGUAUACGCUUCACCUGCAAUUACCCAAUAUUCUUCUGGAUUAGGCGUAUCACAGGCUGGCUACAGCUACGGCACGACUCCMSCAGCUGCUACCAUACAACUUGGCGGUUCGUCUAUUAAAUCGAUACAAUCGGGUUCACAAUCUCUAAACUACGCUAGUGGAGGCGCUAUUUCACACCAACAAGUUUCAAAGCCGGCACAAUCUCUGCUGUUCGCCACACAAGCUGCAACAUUGACAACCCCAUCUAAAGGUUAUCUCGCACCUGCUCUCGGUAUAGCAAAAACAUCAGCAUAUCCAGCUCCAGGCGUAACCUCUAUCCAAUCAAGUACGGGUUUUGCAAAAUAUGGCUCCAGCGGUUCAUUUUCACAACAAUACGUCUCCAGACAACCCAUACUACAAUCGGGCUCCAGCGUCACGAUAAGCAACCUUAACGCAUACACUGCACCCGCCGCCGCGACAGUGGUAACUAGUCCUGCGAUAGCAAAAGUAGCAACUUAUGCCGCUCCUGCCUUAUCAUCAACGAUCCAUACAAGUACCGGCUUAGGUGGAUUAUCCACAAGUGGUGCGAUAUCCACUCAAUACUCCGGUAUAUCUUCCAAAACAGGUAUAGCUGGACUAACCCUAACUUCACCUGGCAGUUUAGGUUUGGGUAAAUAUUUAUCCAAUGGCGCGAUCCUACAACAGCAGCAAAUUCCAAUCGCAACCAGUUUGGCACAACCGCUUUCUGGCAAAUCUAGCUACAGUUAUUCCGCUUCAACACCGCUUAGCUCAAUUGGCUAUUCCCCCGCUCCCAUAGCGCAUGGUUCAUACUAUGGAGCGAUCGCUUUAGGACACAGCGGUCUAUCACCAAUUUUGAAACUAGAUGGUUCGGGAACAAGUGCUUUGCAUGGACUCGGGAGUAAUUUAGGUAUUUCAACAUUGAAAUUAGGAACCCAACCAGCCUUGCCACUUUUAAAGAGCCAAGGAGAAAUACUUAACGGCUAUGCACAUGGAAUUGGCGGCAUUGGACCAUUAGGCGGUGGACUCUACAGAUAUGCACCAUCAGUAUCGCCUCUACUGACGCAGAGUGCCAGUCCCACAGCGUACUUAAAAGCCCAACCGGCACUCAAAAUACAACCAGCUGUAAUUAAAACGAUUCCAGAAAAGCACUACGAACAUUAUAGUGAUCAUGCAAGAUACGCCUUCGAGUAUGGUGUCAACGAUCCUUAUACCGGCGAUAUCAAACAUCAAAAGGAAGAGCGUGACGGUGAUGUUGUAAAAGGUGAAUACUCUUUGGUAGAACCCGACGGCAAUGUGCGUACAGUCAAAUACUAUGCCGAUUGGGAGACUGGAUUCCAUGCUGAAGUCAUUAAUAGUCGAGAUUCCGGAAAAUUAGUCACAAAACGGAGUUCACCGAAAUCGUGAAUAAUUGUUAAGAUAAAUGAAUGAAAUUUAGUUAAAUACACUCAUCAUCAUUUUGUAUCAUCUUUUACGUAUUUGUAGUUAGUUUAAAGGAAAUAUGAAAGGACUUUACAACGCAUAGCAUUUACAUAUUCAUUACAUAUGUACAUACAUAUAUAAGACCAGAUAUUUAUCGUCUUUUUAUAUUUUUCCCUUCAGUUGUGUUAUGUAAUCCGAAAACUCAAAACAAGUUUAGUCCAAGACCUUAUUACAUAACUUGCCACCAUUUUUGUUUUGUCUGUUAAAAAAAACAAAAAAAAA
Molecule: messenger RNA, 5154 nt
Organism: Bactrocera latifrons
Lineage: Eukaryota; Metazoa; Arthropoda; Insecta; Diptera; Tephritidae
Gene: Cpr76Bd
Product: mucin-17
Exons: 4
Coding region: 187-4857 (1556 amino acids)
Source: RefSeq, a predicted model, not a curated record